Molecule: messenger RNA, 959 nt
Organism: Arabidopsis lyrata subsp. lyrata
Lineage: Eukaryota; Viridiplantae; Streptophyta; Magnoliopsida; Brassicales; Brassicaceae
Product: REF/SRPP-like protein At1g67360
Exons: 3
Coding region: 101-841 (246 amino acids)
Source: RefSeq, a predicted model, not a curated record
GAUACUUUGCUGUUUCACAACGUCAUAAAGAACAGUGACAGGCGCGAUUUCUCAAGAAAGCAAAUCGAAGAACUCAAACAAAAAAAAAAAAAAAACUAAGAUGGAAACAGAGAAGAAAAACAGCAAGGAGGUAGGGCUAAAACACCUAGGGUUCGUGAGAAUUGCAGCGAUCCAGAUUCUGGCUUCCGUCUCAAAUCUCUACGACUACGCUAAACAAAACUCCGGUCCUCUCAAAUCCGCCGUGGAAAAGGUGGAAGGAGCCGUCACCACCGUCGUCACCCCUGUCUAUCAGAAAUUCAAAGAUGUUCCAGAUUCUCUCCUCGUCUUUCUAGAUCACAAGGUAGGUGAAGUUUCGUAUAAGUUUGAUGAGCACGCUCCUCCAAUGGCUAAACAAGUGGUGAAUCAAGCUCAUGUGUUGAUCUACAAGGCAACAGAGAAAGCUCAAAACUUUGUGAAAGAGGCUCGUACCGGUGGUCCCAAAGCUGCUUUUAGCUAUGCUGCGACUGAGUACAAGUAUUUCGUUGUGACCAACUCGGUUAAAGUCUGGGCUAAACUUAACCAGUACAAACCAAUCCAUGCAGUGGGUGACAAAGCUUUGCCCGUGGCUGCACACUUGUCUAGUCGGUACAACGAUUUGGUGACGGAUAUGACUCAGAUGGGUUAUUCUUUGGUUGGUUAUCUUCCAUUGGUUCCUGUUGAUGACAUUGUUAAGGCUUAUAAGAAAGAAGAUGCAGCACGAAAGAAAGGAGGAGAAUCAGAAGAGACGGCUACUACCGAUGGAAAGAAAGGAGAGACUGCUAAUACUACUGAUGGGAAUAAAUCGUCGUCUGAUUCGGAGUAGGAUUGAGACAUUUUGUGAUUUGUUGUUGCUUUGGAAAGUUUGGUUUGUUGGGUUUGGUUAUGUGUGUAAAUGAUCUUAGGAACUCUCCUUUUUUCUUCUAUCACAAAACUUUGAACUA